UUUGUCUUACAGAGGAAGAACAGCAACCUCCUGGUGAAUGUGCUUUUGUUGGCAGCGUGGGGGGUUGUCUUAUUGGCAUGCCGCUUCUCCUGGAUGGGCAACAAGCCCCCAAACUUCUCUAACUCGGACAACCCGGCAGCUGACUCGCCAUCACUCCUCACCAGGACUCUAACCUUUUUCUAUCUACCUGCCAUCAACUUUUGGCUGCUCCUUUGCCCAGACAGGCUUAGUUUUGAUUGGUCGAUGGAUGCUUUGCCUCUGAUCAGGAGCCUUACGGACUUGAGGAACAUCUAUUCAUUUAUUUUCUACAUUGGUCUGCUUUUGCUGGCUUGGUUUGGCUUAUGGACACACUCAACUUCCAAGACCAAGGAAACCAAUGGAAAAAGUCACAAUUAUAUUAAUGGCAGAAAUGGGAGCAGUAACGGACACAGUUACCAGUGUAACAACCACGAACACACCAGUUACUCCAUUAAAGAGACUAAUAAUAUUAGUGCACAGAAUGGUUCCAAAAGCCACUAUGAAAGCAGGACUACACUGCCGACCAGUGAAAAUGUUGUGGCUUUCUCCUUGGGCCUCUUAGCUAUCCCUUUUUUACCUGCAACAAACUUGUUUUUUUAUGUUGGAUUUGUGAUAGCAGAGAGAGUACUGUACAUCCCCAGCAUGGGCUUUUGCUUGCUGGUUGCUGUGGGGCUGAGGUCCCUGUGCAUCCAAGUCCGAUGCAGGUCCUCCAGGAGAGCCUUGCUCCUCUGCAGUGGAGUGUUGGUGGUUCUGUUUGGGGUGAAAACUGUUCUGAGGAAUAAAGACUGGCAGAAUGAGGAGAUGCUCUACAAGUCGGGGAUUUAUGUCAACCCUGCUAAAGCUUGGGGCAACCUUGGAAAUGUUUUGAAGAGCCAGGGGAAGAUGGAUGAGGCUGAGCAGGCUUACAGGAAUGCUCUGUAUUAUCGUAGCAACAUGGCCGACAUGCUGUAUAACUUAGGUUUGCUGCUGCAGGAAAGCAACAAGUUCUCAGAGGCUCUCCACUACUAUAAGCUGGCCAUUGGGAGCCGUCCAACGUUGGCUUCGGCCUACCUGAACACAGGCAUCAUUCUGAUGAACCAGGGUCUCCUGGACGAGGCAAAACGGACCUUCCUCACCUGCGCCGACAUCCCUGAUGAGAACUUGAAGGACCCCCAUGCCCACAAGAGUUCGGUCACCAGCUGCCUUUACAACCUGGGCAAGCUGCUGCAUGAGCAGGGACAUCAGGAGGAGGCUAUCUCAACGUUUAAAGAAGCAAUACAGAAAAUGCCAAGACAAUUUGCACCGCAGAGCCUUUACAACAUGUUGGGAGAAGCCUACAUGCGCCUGAAUAAGCUGUCUGAAGCUGAACACUGGUACAGAGAGUCUCUGAGAGCCAAGCCGGACCACAUUCCUGCACACCUUACCUAUGGCAAACUCCUGGCCAUGACAGGGCAGAAAACAGAAGCAGAGAGGUACUUCCUGAAGGCCAUCCAACUGGAUCCCACAAAGGGCAACUGUUACAUGCAUUAUGGUCAAUUUUUAUUGGAAGAGUCACGGCUGUUGGAAGCAGCAGAGAUGGCAAAGACGGCUGCGCGCCUCGACAGUGGGGAAUUUGAUGUGGUCUUCAGUGCCGCUCACAUACUCAGACAAGCCAAACUCAAUGAGGCAGCCGAGAAGUAUUACGGACAAGCAGCAAGUCUUAGACCCAACUACCCUGCAGCUUUGAUGAACCUUGGAGCAAUCCUCCACCUCAACGGUAAACUGCAAGAAGCUGAAGCCAAUUAUCUCCGGGCUCUUCAGCUAAAACCAGAUGACACCAUCACCCAGUCGAAUCUGCGUAAGCUUUGGAACAUCAUGGAGAAGCAGGGCCUGAGGACCACAAGCCCCUGAGAUCUCCCAAGCCGCCUACAUGCCAUCUGCGCACCAGACCCAGAAAGGACGACGGCCUACGUGCCCUCAUUGUGUUUUCUCAUUCAGGAGAGAAGACAGAGAUGGAGGAUAUUUGCAGAGAUGAAGCAACUGUGCUGCACAGCCUCCCUAAUCACCUUUGAGCUCUGCAAACAUCUCAGGCCUGCAGCUUUUCACAGUAUUGCUUACAGUUUGGAAGGCGCUAUGUGGUAUUUGGAUGCCUUUCUGCAGAUUUACUGUCCUCACGGAAUCCUUAAAUUUUUUUAUAUAAGAACACUUGAAGAGAGGCCACAAGUUCAUCACUCCAGCAGUUUGAGCUACAACAAAGACUGAGAGGAGUGCUGAGGGAGUAUCUGUCAGAUUUUAGUUUCAAUACAUGCUUUUACUUGAAAAUGAAGAAAAGACGGUACUGUCAAAUGAAGAACAGGACAUAGUUUAACUUCUUAAAAUGUGUACCUUGAAGCUAUAUUAUUACCACUUUAACCUUUUCAUUAAAAUCCUCAAAUUUGCUUUUUUAUUUUUUAACUCAGUAUUGUUUUUCAAAUGUAGCAGCUGUCCUGAUGUUUAAAGAAAAGCAUAAAAAGGGAAAACAAUGUAAGUAUUAAAGCACAAUUAGAGUCUCGAAAGCAUCGAAAAGGCUAUAAUUUGCCAAUUUUGGCAAGUAAAGGAGGGGAAGUAGAUUAUCUGAUGACUUUAAGGAUUAAUUAUUUCAUUAAUGCACCUGCAAUUUACUUAACUUUUUGCCACUCUUCACAUUCUGAUAAACCACAGCAGCAACUUGCUUAGAAGCUUAUAUUAAACUACUUUCAAACAAAAAGCUUAGAGCUUCAGGUUGCUGGUGGACUGCCUUCCCAGUUGCCAUGAAGUGCUACAGGACCUAAAACAGAGUUCAUUCAGCCAAAUAUAAAUGUUAAGCUAAUGUCCAACUUUCUUCGUUACAUGGACCAACGCACAGUCACAGCUCAUUCAAAGAGAAACAUUUAAAUGCCUUUGUGUUAAAAUAAAGUUCCUUCAUUUUGUUUGUUUUAAUAAAGUCUAAUAUAUAGCAACUAGGUUUUUAAUUUACAGAACAACACAUCAAACUGUAGCUCCAUGAUUUGAGAAUUCAUUGCUUGUUACAGUAGUUUGUGGGGUUUCAGUCUACUUGCAGCUGCCCUUAGCUCUCAUAUGUAUAAAUUUUGUCUACUUUUCUUUUCCUUCUCUUUAUUGUCAGUCUUUAGUAAAUGACCGAGCACCUUCAUUUCUUGUACAGUAUUUGUGGUUAUUUCUUGGCCCAAGUCAUACAUAUUUAGAUGUGUCUUCGUUUUAACACUUCUUGGUUGUUGCUCUGUUCCCUUUACUGUAGUUCUAAGAAACCUGUUUUGUCUUUUCUGGGACUUCCAGCUGGACCCUUGCUGUGGUGUAGCACCAGGUUUUGUGGCGUUUUUUAAAUAUCACUGCCUAUUCUCACAGUUAUAGAUUACAAACCUAUAGUAUGUGCAGUGCUUUCCCAACAACAAAUCACAUUUUGUAAUGGUGAUCACUGUACCAGGGGCUGCAGCUUCCAGUCUGUGUGACAUAGCGCCGACUGGGAGAUGCACACUUAACUCAUAUAUCCCCAAAUAGCAGCUGAAUCACUUUUCACUAAAUGAUAUAUGUUCCAAGCAAAAUUUAAAUCUUAUGUAACUAUUUCACAAAUAGAAUUAUCAGCGUAUUAUAUGAAUAAAACAGAGAAGAAAGACGCUUGUGUUUUAUUUUACUGCACCUUAAGGCUACUGAAUUUUUUAUCUUAUGCAGUUCUUAGAAAAAAAAAGUAUUUACUUCCUUUACAGAUUUCUGCGGUUUUGGCUGCAUUUGUCACUUAAAUGUUUCAGAACCAAACAAACUUUGAUAUCUGAAAAAUGGAGUUUGACCGAAAUAAAAUAUGAAGGGACAAAACAGUAUAAACGAUAAAAUCACUUGUAAUAUGAAAACCAGCUGGCAAACCUGGCCUGAAAUGAAAAAUGACUGUGGCAAAAUCAUGAAGUAACUGAUUACCUUUUUUUUGUUUGUUUAAUUUCACCAGACAUAUGUUGGUCUUUAUUAGUCUUGCCUUUUUUUUUAUUUCACAUGUAAAAUGAAGGAAAAGGAGUUCAUGGAAGUUCUGUAUGUUUUAAAUGGUUACUUAAAAUAUAUAGAUACCGUUGAUUUACCUGACUUAGCUCUGCACUGAACAUCCUCUUCAGGACAGCGAGAUUCUGAUUCAAAGCAGUUCAUUAGUUGUCUCCCGGUGCUGUUUUACUAUAAAGGAGAUAAAGAAAUGUUAAGAGUUCACUUUGAUUUGUUGCCACUCACACACAAGCAAACACAAACUCAUUCCUGAUGUAAAUAUUUAAAGUGUUGAUGAAGAAACGCACGUUUUUUUUAUGUCUUUAAGAAGGUGUAAAAAGAAGUGUUUCUCUGUGUCUCUGCUCAGGGAUCUCAAGCAGUUGGCUAUUGCAGAAACUUGUUCACAGAGAGUUUACUAAAUUAAAAUUUAUUUUUUAAAUGUGUAUUUGUAUAAAUUAUCAGGAUUUGUAGCCCUACCCUCAUCUUUUUGUAAAAUAAAAAAGAAUGAAACAAUGUGCAAAAUA
Molecule: messenger RNA, 4496 nt
Organism: Cyprinodon tularosa
Lineage: Eukaryota; Metazoa; Chordata; Actinopteri; Cyprinodontiformes; Cyprinodontidae
Gene: tmtc2b
Product: transmembrane O-mannosyltransferase targeting cadherins 2b
Exons: 10
Coding region: 94-1887 (597 amino acids)
Biological process (GO): protein O-linked glycosylation via mannose
Cellular component (GO): endoplasmic reticulum membrane
Molecular function (GO): protein binding; mannosyltransferase activity
Source: RefSeq, a predicted model, not a curated record